Molecule: messenger RNA, 3171 nt
Organism: Epithele typhae
Lineage: Eukaryota; Fungi; Basidiomycota; Agaricomycetes; Polyporales; Epitheliaceae
Product: acetyl-CoA synthetase-like protein
Exons: 16
Coding region: 1-3171 (1056 amino acids)
Source: RefSeq, a predicted model, not a curated record
AUGUCCCUCGCGGGCGCGCUCAGCUUCUACAACCCCGCGGUGCGCACCGCCCAGGGGACGAAGAGCACGACGUUCCGGGCUCCCGACCUGGACACCACCCUCACCAUCCCCGAGCUGUUCAAGCACAACGCCGAACACCACCCCGAACACCCCGUGUUCGAGUACGUCGAAGAGAACGGUGCGCUGCACACCCUCCGGUUCCCCGACGUGUACCGCGCCGCCCGCAAAGCGGCCAGCUUCGCCGUGCCCUACCUCCAAGGCCUAGAGAACAGUGACUUCACCGGCACGCCGGUGGCAGGCAUCCUCGCCACCUCAGACUCCAUCAGCGGGUACACAUUCCUCGUCGGACUCAUGUACCUCGCCGUCACGCCCUUCCCGAUCUCGACGCGCAACUCCCCGAUCGCGGUCGCGCACCUCGUGGCCAAGACGGGGGUGCGCCGGCUCUUUGUGAGCGCGGACCCGGCGAUGCAGCGGCUUGCGCGCGAGGCGAACGAGUUCCUCGCGCGGGACGGCCACGCCGCGGUCGAGCUGCUGCCCGCGCUGGUUCCGAUGGGGGACGUUGAUGAGAUGAGGGUGUGCAUCGUCAUGCACUCGUCCGGGUCGACCGCGUUCCCGAAGCCCAUCAAGCUCCUGGACAGAGACUUCAGGAAGUGGGGACAUUAUGGCGAGGUCGACCUCUGUGGGAUUCGAACCGGAGGGCAUGCGAACCCGAUGUUCCGUGAGUCUGAGGUUUCUCCGUUACAGCUCUACACCGGACUUCGAGAUGGUUUUUGCGUCCCUGCCUUCGUUGAGGCAUGGGCACGCGACCCAGAGAAGGUGGAAAGCUUAAAGACUCUGCGUACCAUUAUCUACUGUGGCGCCCCGAUGAACAAGCAGACCGGAGACCGUCUGACCGCCGACGGGGUUUCGUUGGUGUCCUUUUAUGGAGUCACGGAGAUCGGCAGCCUCGUCCGCCUCAUCCCGAACCCAGACACCAUGGACAAGACGGAGUGGGAGUGGUUCGAGUGCUCCGGCCACAUCGACGCCUGGCUGGUUCCGCAGGAAGGGCGACCCGGGAUAUUCGAGCCGAUCGCAUUUGACACCCCGUCGUUGCACCCCCACGUCUUCAACACCACGUACGACGGCCGCCCGGCGUACGCGACGAGCGACCUGCUGCAGCAGCACCCGACGAAGCCGCAUCUGUUCCGCGUGUUUGGACGGGCGGACGACCAGCUCAUGCUCUCCACCGGGGAGAAGACCAACCCCGCUCCGUUAGAGGCCAUUUUACUCCAAGACCCGCGCGUCUAUGCCUGUCUCAUGUUCGGGCGUGGGCGCUUCCAAAACGGCAUUCUCGUGCAACCCAAGGAGGAAUUCGACCCUCGCGACGAGCCGCGCGUGGAGCGCUUCCGGAACGAGAUCUGGCCCUCCGUGGAGAAGAUGAACGCGUACGCGCCGGCUCAUUCGCGCAUCUUCAAGGAGAUGAUCAUUGUCAACGACCCCGCGAAGCCGCUCGAGUACACCGCCAAGGGCACGCCGCGCCGCCAGGUCUGUCUCGCGACGUACGUCGACGAGAUCGACGCGCUGUACGACCGCGUCGCGGAAUCGUCGCAGCGGGAGAUGCCACCGCCGCGCGAUUGGUCUGAAGAGGCGACGUUGGAGUAUACUGCAGGGGUCGUGAGGAGCGUCAUGAAGCACGCGACGUUCGGAGAUGAAGACGAUAUCUUCCUGGAGGGGUGCGAUAGCUUGCAGGCGACCUGGAUCCGCAACACGAUUCUCCAUGCGCUUCGCUCGGCGUCGACCGUCGAUGUGCACCGCGUGCCGUCGAACUUGGUGUACACACACCCCACUGUCGCCUCUCUCGCGUCUUAUCUCUUUGCCCUCGUGUCCGCCGCGAAUCUCUCGGACGACGCCGUGCAACUUUCCAACGCGUCUCAAGAGACCGAAGAGGCAGUCGCGCGCAUGCGUGCGCUUCUCGACAAAUACAGCAAGGGGUUACAGUCAAGCAGCGUAGAGAAGGACGCGGCUCCACACAUCAACGGGAACGGCCACACAACGAACGGACACACUGUCCCAAUGGAGACGGUGGUCGUGACGGGGACAACCGGACGCCUCGGCUCGCACCUCCUCGCGCGGCUCCUUAUGCGCCCGGAUGUCGCGCGCGUGUUCGCCCUCAAUCGCAGUCACGGAGAGUCGGACUCGAACGAGAAGCUUAUGGCGCGCUCUGCAGGGGCGUUCAAAGUGCUGGGCUUGGACGCCGCUUUGCUGCGUUCCGGAAAGGUAGUCCUUCGUAUCGUCAACCUCACGAAGGAACAUUUUGGCCUGGCUCCGGAAGAGUAUGAGGAAAUGAGGAUGAGCGCGACCCAGAUCAUCCACAAUGGGUGGACCGUGAACUUCAACGUCUCUUUAUCGUCUUUCGAGCCUCUCAUCGUCGGGGCGCGCAGGCUCAUUGACCUCGCCCUUGGCUCGACACGUCCACACAAGCCCCACAUGUUAUUCGUGAGCAGCGCGGGAGUCCUGCGCAACCACAGCUCCGCCGUUCCUGCAGCCGAGCUCAUCGAAACUCCUCCCGAACUCGCCGUCGGCGCCGGGUACUCCGAGAGCAAGUGGGUCGCGGAGCAGCUCCUCUGGCGCGCCUCGCAGCACACCGGCCUCUCCACCACGUCGGUGCGAGUCGGCCAGGUCAGUGGGGACCAGCGCGCGGGCGGGUGGUCGGUCACCGAGUGGGUCCCUGCGCUCGUGCGCAUCAGCCAGAAGCUCGGCUGCAUGCCCUCCCGCGACGAGAACCUGACCUGGGUCCCCGUCGACGUCGCCGCGGCCGCGCUCCUCGAGAUGACGCGGAGCCGCGCGCCCGUCUUGCACCUCCGCUCGCCGCGCCCGGUGCCCUGGGACAUCGUCUUCGCGCCGAUGGCGGCGCGGCUCCGCGUGCCGCUCGUGCCGUACGCGGAGUGGCUCGCGCGCGUCGAGGCGGACGCGGCCGCGGCCGCGCGCGACGGGAGCGGGCACGAUGCCGCGCACAGCCUGCUCGCGUUCCUCGGGAGCGCGCGGAUGGGCGGGGCGGAGGGCGCGCUCGACGUCUCGGAGGCGGUGGGUUGCUCGAAGGCGCUCGCGGACGUCGCGCCGCUGUCGGGGGAGGACGCCGAGAGGUACUUGGGGUUCUGGGACAAGGUCGGGUUCGUCAGGCUGCCCGAGUGA